GUGCCAUACUGAUGGUUCCACAAAGUACGCUAAAUUAAUAAAUAUGAUAUAAUACCAAGCAAUUCAUCCUGGAUUCGGAACUGUACAGAAUUAUGGAUACAUCCCAUCUGAACACAGGCGUUCCCUACAAAGUCACGUUACUAAGAGACUGUGGGUGUGCGGCUGCAGUCUACUUUUCUGCAACUAGAACCAGCACUUUAUCUGUAAAGCCUCUUUUUGAUAUCUGGCCCUGCCAGAUCGGAGGAGGGCGUCUUGAAUCGUUUCUUUUUUUUUCGAGAAAAAUAAUCUGAUAUGCUGUACGUCAAACGGAUAGAAAAAGUCAAAUCAAGGGCCCU
Messenger RNA from Bipolaris maydis ATCC 48331, 335 nucleotides. NCBI's taxonomy places the organism in Eukaryota, Fungi, Ascomycota, Dothideomycetes, Pleosporales, Pleosporaceae. The record is from RefSeq and is a predicted model, not a curated record.